Messenger RNA from Centruroides sculpturatus (bark scorpion), 664 nucleotides. Its product is annotated as matrix-remodeling-associated protein 7-like. NCBI's taxonomy places the organism in Eukaryota, Metazoa, Arthropoda, Arachnida, Scorpiones, Buthidae. The coding region runs from base 159 to 569 and encodes 136 amino acids. The record is from RefSeq and is a predicted model, not a curated record. The transcript is spliced from 3 exons.
UCAACCAGUAGAGGUCGUUGGAUCGAAUCGAGGUACGACGAUAAUGUGGAGAGAUCGCAUCGCUGGGAAUCUCAGGAAGUAAACGGUGGCCGAGACGUAUUUUUCACUUCUUAUCUAAUAAAUUGGGCACGCAGAUGAUUCACCGAUAACUUUCCUCCAUGGUGGACGUAGGUCUUGCCAUAUUAUACGACUCGCUUACCUCUUACUAUCUGGUGUCUGUGUUGACAACUGUCGCUGCUCUAUUAGGUACUUACUGGUUAUGUCGAAAAAAGAACGUACAGCAACCAGCAAGUACAAAACCAGCAGAAGAAAGUAUAAAAAACAAAAACCUGAUACCAGAAGUAAAUGAUGAGAUAAUUGAUAAAGAAUCGUCCAAAGAGGUAAACAAACCUGCACGCAUUGCUGAAAUGGUUAUCAAUGCUGGCUUGACAGAACAACAGAAACAAGAAGAAAAAGAGGUGCAAAAGCAGCAGCUGUCUGAAAUUUUCCGUCUCAUGCAAGAACAAGCUGAUAAAUUUGGAGUCACAACAAUGUCAGAUGUAGAAGAACAGAUGAAAUUAUAUCGCUAAAUUAAUUGUGAUGCUUCUAGUCUAUUUAAAAAAAUUGUUAAUUAUGACAGGGUAUAAAAUAAACAAUCUUUCAGAUUCACAAUAUUAAGAUUCCA